AUGGCUCUGCUGAAGGUUCAUCUGCUGCUGCUGCUGGGUGUUUCAGUGAACUCAGUUGUUUCUCUGCAGAAGAGAAUCAUUGGAGGUCAUGACUGUGAUGACAAGGAGCGUCUUUAUCAUGUUCGACUGGAGAACAACGAUGGACAGAGAAGGUUCCACUGUGGAGCAUCUCUGAUCCACCCUGAGUGGAUCUUGACUGCAGCUCACUGCUGGAAGUCAGAGACAGGAUGGUAUAACAUAGCAAUAUCAAAAGUUCAUCCACGGACUGCUAAACAACAGAAUCAGGUAAUCCGACAACCUCCUGUGAUCUAUUCUUCUGGCCAGUUCCAUGACAUCAUGUUGCUGAGGCUUCGGAGACCAGUAACAGACGUCCCACCUGUUCAGCUACCAAAUUGCAACAAUCGUCUCAAAGUGUAAGUCUUUCUCUGAUCAGGUUUUCUGUCUCCUCCCGUCCAGUCUUGCUGCCUCUGCUUAAGCACACCUGAGUCAGGUAAUCAGGCCACCAGCAGAACCAGAACCCAUUUAGCUCAGGUGUGUUGAACCAGAGACGCAUGUAAAGGACGCAGGACGUCAUCACAGAGGACUGGAGGUGGACACUUCUGUGUCUGUGGAUGAAGUGCUUCAUGGAUUUAUCUUCUGUUCUUUUCUACAUUUUUAUCUUGUAUUUUUACAUUUUAUUCUGAUUGUGUUUCAGAGGCGAUACAGUUCAGCUGGCAGGAGAGGGAGGAAUGACAACCGGCCCCAAUAAUC
Molecule: messenger RNA, 750 nt
Organism: Poecilia reticulata (guppy)
Lineage: Eukaryota; Metazoa; Chordata; Actinopteri; Cyprinodontiformes; Poeciliidae
Source: RefSeq, a predicted model, not a curated record